Messenger RNA from Phialemonium atrogriseum, 900 nucleotides. RefSeq names its product domain found in IF2B/IF5-domain-containing protein. Bases 1 to 900 code for a protein of 299 amino acids. Gene Ontology annotation, cellular component: eukaryotic translation initiation factor 2 complex. Gene Ontology annotation, molecular function: mRNA binding; translation initiation factor binding; translation initiation factor activity. The transcript is spliced from 4 exons. Lineage: Eukaryota; Fungi; Ascomycota; Sordariomycetes; Cephalothecales; Cephalothecaceae. The record is from RefSeq and is a predicted model, not a curated record. Gene Ontology annotation, biological process: formation of cytoplasmic translation initiation complex; formation of translation preinitiation complex; translational initiation.
AUGGAAGAGAACCUAGUGGUGGAUGUAGACGGCAGUGUCGCCGUGGUUUCCGCACCCAACGAUGGGUCAAAUGACUCGGCGCAGUCUCACACGCUCCUCGCCGAAGCCGCCGAUGACGACGAACUCGACGAACUCGACCUCUCGCUGCUAAAGAAGAAGAAGAAAAAGGCCAAGAAGGCCGAAGAGUCAGGUGCAGUUGGGUCCGAUGGCGAAGCCCCGGCCGGCGGCGAGGACGAAGCAAUCGACCUCACUAUGAUGAAGAAGAAGAAGAAAAAGAAGGCACCGAUUAGCGACGAUGACUUUGCCAAGAAGUUGGAGGCGCUAAAUGUUGAGGGCAACGACGAGGAGGAGGAGGCUGUCGACGAGCAGGAAGGCGAUUCGGAAAAGGGUACCGGUAUUUGGAAGCAUAGCGAGGUCAAGCCUAUCAAGUACGACCUCCUUCUUUCUCGGUUUUUCGAACUUCUGGCGGAGAAGAACCCCGACCACGCACUUAGCGGCUCCCGAUCCUACAAGAUCCCACCGCCGCAGUGCAUGCGCGAAGGCAACAAGAAGACUAUCUUCGCCAACAUCCCCGAGAUCUGCAAGCGUAUGAAGCGGACGGACGAGCACGUUACAGCUUACCUCUUCGCCGAGCUGGGUACCACCGGUAGCGUUGACGGCAGCAGGCGGCUGGUGAUCAAAGGUCGCUUCCAGCAGAAGCAAAUCGAGAACGUGCUCCGGAAGUACAUUAUCGAGUACGUAACGUGCCGGACAUGUCGGUCUCCGGACACGGAAUUGGUCCGUGGCGAGAACCGGUUAUACUUUGUCACUUGCAACACUUGCGGCUCCCGUCGUUCGGUCCAGGCCAUCAGGACAGGUUUCUCGGCCCAGGUUGGCAAGAGAAAGAAGAUGAGGGCUUGA